UCAUUCAUCGUUAAACCUAAUCGUCUCUUUCAAUUCCUUCGAAAUUCUCUGCGAUUUUUCUCUCUCUCUCUCUCUCUCUUGCGGACAUUUUUGUUUCCUCAACUGAUUCGAACAAAUAUAUAAAAACCCUCGAACCCUAUUUUCUUUCAUUCAUGCUUGGCGUCGUCCUACCUGAAAUUAUUGUCGUGUACGACAGUUUUGUGCCCUACUUCUCCUUGGAUUUCAAAUUUCUUUAUCGUCUCCCUGUAUUAGUUGGUCGCAGUAGGUUAGAGGGUACGGGCUGAUUAAUCGGCGAAAUCGGUGUUUGAAAUCAUGCUGAGCUUGGACGACGAAUCGGUACAAGUUUUAGUGUGUGUAAUGGUGGGGGGGUUGAGAAGUGGGGAAUCUCUCAAUCAGAGGUUGUCUGCUGAAGCCCUGGAAAUUGAAGAUUCAAAAUCUGUGGGGUUUGGGAGAUUAUAGGAGAUUAAUCUGGAGGAAACGAAAUGACAAUUGACCAGGAGGAUUAUGAGGUUAUUGAAAAGAAGAAGAGGAAGAAGAAGGAGAGGAAGAAUGUGUUAGUGGGGAUUAGAAUUAAUGGCGAUAGUAGAGACGUACUCAAUUGGGCGAUUGUUAAAGUUGCUGAUCCUGGGGAUUGUGUCAUUGUAAUCCAUGUUUGUCAAACUUCUGAUCGUGUAUCAAAAGAUAAGCCCAUAUUUGAUGAAUUCUUAGAAGGAUACAAAAGCCUUUGUGAUGUAAACAAGGUAGCUCUUAUUGCUCAGAUAUCGACCGGAAGUUCGGUUAGGAAGACUCUGGUCAGACAGGCAAAAGGCUAUGCUGCUGAGGCUGUAGUUUUGGGAACAAGCAAGCCAUUUAAUCUUGGGGUAUGGUCUUCAACAACUAGAUACUUAGUCAAGCGACUGCCUCGAACCACCGAUGUUUUGGCUCUCAACAAUGGAAAAAUUGUCUUCAGAAGAUCCACCAAUGAUCAACUACCAGGCUUGAAUCAUGACCCAAAACCAAGUUUUAGUCAAGCUAGUCAAUCUGAUUUUGAUGCCUCUGAGACUGAGACUUCUGCUUCUUAUAGUAUUGGUAGUGAAGACUUGAAGGAUGAACAUCAUGGAGGCAUCCUUGAAAGUAAAAGAAAUAGUAACAAAAAAGACACAUCAAUGAAGAUUGACCAUCCCGAGCUAGGGCUCGGUUGGCCACUGCUUCGAACGAUGCCAAAGAUUUCACAAAACUCAUGUGUACAUAACAUGUCUGUAGUGCAAUGGGUGAUGAACUUACCCGAUCGCUCACCGAGUCAUUUAAGCACAAAAGAAAAAAAUGAUCCAUCAAGAAGUGAGCCAGGGCUUGGAAUUUUAUCCGACUUUUCUGAACCACCAGAAGACUUGGAGGAUAUCCUGAAAACUAAGUCAUCUUCUUAUAAAUGGUUUAGUCCUGAUGUGUUGAAAGCGUCAACUUCUCAUUUCUCUUCAGAAAACCUGAUUGGGAAAGGCGGUUGCAAUCAUGUAUACAAAGGAAUUCUCCCAGAUGGAAAGCCAAUUGCAGUUAAAGUAAUGAACUCUUCCAAACAGGCAUGGAAUGAAUUUUCUCAAGAAAUUGAUAUUAUUUCCUCAUUACAUCACAAGAACAUAACUCCGUUUCUCGGUAUCUGCGUAGAUGACGAUAUGUUGAUAUCUGUUUAUGGUUUCUUUUCUCAAGGAAGUUUAGAGGAAAAUCUAUCUGAUACAAAGCAAGAAAAAGGCAUUCUUUCAUGGGAGGUGAGAUUUAAGCUGGCUAUCGGUAUUGCCGAGGCGCUAAGCUACCUACACGACGAAUAUCCUCGGCCUGUUGUACACAGAGAUGUCAAAUCAUCAAACAUUCUGCUCACUGAUGAACUUGAACCACAGCUAUCGGAUUUUGGCCUUGCAAUCUGGGGACCAACAGAAUCAUCGUUUCAGAUCGAAGCCAACGUCGUCGGAACGUUUGGAUAUCUUGCUCCUGAAUAUUUCAUGUAUGGAAAGAUGAGUAAUAAGAUUGAUGUGUACGCUUUCGGUAUAGUUCUACUCGAACUGUUAUCGGGACGAAGAGCAAUCAGUGCAGAGACUUGGAAAGAGCAAAAGAGCUUGGUUAUGUGGGCCAAGCCAAUCAUAGAGAGUGGCAGCAUAAAUGAACUAGUCGAUCCAAAUUUGGUGCGAAAAUUCGACGUCGAUCAGUUGCAAAGAAUGGCUCUUGCAGCAAAUCUGUGCAUCACGAGGGCGUCUCGACUCCGUCCUAGAAUUAGUCAGAUACUGAAGAUUCUAAGAGGGGAAAUCAAUUCCAUGAAUGUAAGUAUGGAGGAAUCACAAAGUGUCGAGAAUGGAGACGAUGAAGUUUAUCCAAACUCGAGCUCUGAUCUGCAUUUGAUGAACCUUGCAUUGCUUGGUGACGACGACUACGACGAUGGAGCAGAAUUGGGUGCCUUUGGGCAAGCCCUAUGGUGAAGGCGGCACGAUGGAGCGGACUUUGGGCGUGCGACAUGAGACUGUCGUGAGAAGAUCCUCAAGCUUUAACGAGCUUCUAAUACGUCAUUCCGUUCACCAUACACUGUAAAUUAGCUAAAAUUUAGAGAAUAAAACUGUACAAUGAGUAUAAAAACUUUUGCACCCUUUGCUGAGGUGAUUUCUUAAAUGGCUUGUAAAUAUUUUUCCUUUUUUAUUUUUCUUUUCAUUUUUGGUUUGAAGGGCAAUUAAGUCAAUGAUGAGUUAUAUUUAUA
Messenger RNA from Cucurbita maxima (winter squash), 2713 nucleotides. RefSeq names its product serine/threonine-protein kinase CDG1-like. Gene Ontology annotation, molecular function: ATP binding; protein kinase activity. NCBI's taxonomy places the organism in Eukaryota, Viridiplantae, Streptophyta, Magnoliopsida, Cucurbitales, Cucurbitaceae. The record is from RefSeq and is a predicted model, not a curated record. Gene Ontology annotation, biological process: protein phosphorylation. Bases 483 to 2441 code for a protein of 652 amino acids. The transcript is spliced from 11 exons.